UUGCCGUUGCCGAACUUAUGGGACACACUGUAUAUGUAUUUAUUUAUUAGUAUUUUCAUUAAAGGUUUGCAGGUAACAAAUGUACUAUCAGAGAUGUAGCAAGCAGAUUUGGUAUGGCGGAGUCUACAUUUCAUGCUGUUUCUGAUAAUAUUAUGGAUUUUUUAAAUAGCAUAGCAGGAUCUAUAAUAAAAUUUCCUGAAACCAUUGAAGAAAAGACAGAAAUUUCCAGACAAUUUGAAAAUAUCAAUGGUUUUCCUGGAAUUAUUGGAUGUAUUGAUGGUACUUACAUUACAAUACGUACACCUGCUCACAAAAUCAAGUCAACAUAUGUAAACCGACAUGAUAUGCCUUCUUUAACGCUUCAAGCAAUAUGUGAUGCAAAGAAGAGAUUUCUUGAUGUUUUCACAGGGACAUCUUCGAAAAUUCACGAUGCACGUGUAUUCAAUUUAUCUUUCAUAAAAACUAUGUUGCCGAAUAUAUGUGGGAAUGAAUGGCAUAUAUUAGGCGAUGCUGCCUAUCCUCUAACAAAAUACCUUAUUACUCCUUAUAGAGACUAUGGAAAUUUAACGGAAGAGCAACGAAAUUUCAAUUAUAAAUUUUCUGUUUGUCGAGUAAAAAUAGAAAAUGCUUUUGGUUUAUUAAAAGCACGAUUCAGACAACUGAUUAGAUUAGACUUUCACACAGUUCAACGUAGCUGUAAAUUUAUUAUAGCUUGUUGUACAUUACAUAAUUUGUGUAUUUCUUAUGACGAUAAUGUAGACGAUUUUUUUGAGGAAGUUGAUGAACACUUUCAGAACAAUGACAAUUAUUUCGAAGAAGAUUACAGAAACGAAGAUAGAGCUGCCGGUGAGGAAAAACGAAAUUUUUUGUGCCACAUAUUAAAUUAAUGUAAUACUAACGUAAAUAAUAUAGUAUGUAA
Odontomachus brunneus is the source of this 919-nucleotide messenger RNA. RefSeq names its product putative nuclease HARBI1. The coding region runs from base 114 to 887 and encodes 257 amino acids. The record is from RefSeq and is a predicted model, not a curated record. The transcript has 2 exons. NCBI's taxonomy places the organism in Eukaryota, Metazoa, Arthropoda, Insecta, Hymenoptera, Formicidae.